AUGCACGAAUAAUAUGAAUUGUAUUACACCACAUUUAAUCAGGAAAGGGACAGGGUUAGAAAAUUUUACAGCAGCUUGAAAUCGGAGGAAUCUAAUAGAUUGUUAAAGAGUUAAUCUCUUAACGAAUCAUUGAAGAAGGCGGAGGGAUUCAAGAAUGAGAAGAAGUAGUAGAUCAAACAGAAAGCACACAAAUUUAAUAUUAAAGCUAAAAUCAUAUAGAGGAAGAAUAAUUAGAUGCAGGAGCAUCAAUUUUUGGGGAUAAUUAAAUAGAAAAACGAGUUGGUAAAGAAAGAGAUUGAGCUAGAACAUCGUUUGAAUAUCUUGAAUGCCGAAUAAACUGAGUAGAUCAGAUAAAAUCAAAUCUACAAAUCUAUGAAACAAAAAAUCUAUUUGGAGAGAGUGGAACAACAUUAAUUGAAAGUAGAAUAGGAACAUCAGUAAUUGUUGGAAUAGAUGAAUAACAAAUUUUAGAAGGUCGAACAAUAUAUUCAAAUAACAAGAGAGUCUGAGAAAUAAAAGUUCAGAAGUCUUAGUUACAAGUAUUUGAAUUACAAGCAGAAAGCAGAGAAUCUAAUAUAGGAGAAAACCGAAAAUACUUUUCAAGAAGCCUUGGAUAACAUGUCCAAGAGAGAAUAAGUUUACGAAAAGUAUAUUGAGACCAAGGAAAAAGAGAGGAUGAAGAUAGUGAGAAGAAACAAAUUGGAGUUAGUUAAAUUUAAGCGAAACAAGAAAAGACAAGAGUCUAUUGAAAAAUCUUAGAAAAAGUUAUAAGAACAAGAAAGACAAAAAAGAAUACUCAAUAAAUCUACAUCCAUUCCAAAAAUUAUUAUCACUGAGCAUGAUGAUCAAGCUAAUAAUGAUGUUGAGGUUGAGGUUUAUGAAGUACCUUACUCUGAGGAAUAAACCCAAACUUAUGAAGAAAAGAUUAUUACUUCGAAAAGGAAUCUGAAAGAGGAAUAAUCGAUUUGCACUAAUAUCAAUGAAUCAUCUAUGCAGGUUACGUUGCCUGAACCGAAAAUUAUUGACUCUCCUAACUACAAAAAACCAAGAAGAAAAUCAGAAAAAGAAAGACAAUAUCAAGUUUUGAUGAAAUUAAGAUUGAAUCUUAAACAAGAAAGAGAGAAAUUGGAUAGAGAAUUGAACUCAUUCUUUAUCAGUUAGCCAAUCCAUACAAAUUGA
This is a messenger RNA of Paramecium tetraurelia, 1179 nucleotides long. RefSeq lists its product as uncharacterized. Lineage: Eukaryota; Ciliophora; Oligohymenophorea; Peniculida; Parameciidae. The record is from RefSeq and is a predicted model, not a curated record. The transcript is spliced from 6 exons.